AAAAAUAUCUUAGAUUAUUCAUAUCUGUCUUUCCUUAAAAGUAAUGUCAUGAUAAGCCAUAACUACUUAAUUUUCCUGAGGCUUAAAAGGGAAUGCAGAAAUAUUUCAAAAGGGGCGGGGUACAGUUAAUAUUAUAUCGGUUGUACUGAAAAUCAACACAAAAAUUGCUGAAUGCAUGUACACAUUUGACGUUUUUUUCCCCUUCAUGAUCAUUUAGCUAUUUUUUUUAUCAUUAUUUAUGUUCAGACAUGCAAUAGCUUUGUCGUGUGCAUUGUGAUUUUGGUGAUUUCAUGUUCAGAUUUUUGUGUUCAAUGGGUUUGUGUCAUUAUCAGUAUAAAGGGAAAUAUUGUUUUAUUCAGGCCAAGAUCUUUUGAACUGUGGAACGUUUUGCUAUCUACAAAUUUCAGUAUUUAUCUGUUGAACUGUUCAAUCAACAUAUAAAAUGUACAUUAUUAGUGACUAUGUAAAAAUGUUUUCCAGUGAAGAUCCGAUUGUAUUGAGUGAUAGUGAUAGUGACACAUCUACUUCAUCAGCCUCAACAGCCUCAACAGUUGACCCAGUUGUAAUAAACAAACUGAAGAAGCUGAAAGAUGAAGUUGACCGUUUAAAGGCGGCAGAAAGUGACUCUAGUGACAUUUCUCUGAACUUUGGGGAGGAAGACGACUUUAAAGGCCCUCCCAGCAGGAAGCGUAAAUCAAGUGAAUAUAAAAGUACGCAUGUUCAACAAGGAACGCAAACUAAGAUUUCCACACUCCAACAUCUGAGAAGACAAAACCAACAGAUCCAGACAUUAAAGAUAAAAAAUAGAUAUGUAGCUAAAAGACAGAGUGGAAGUAGGAGUUGGCAGGGUACCUUUUGCUUUAUAACUGACCUAAAGGUGAAUGUUGAUAUAUUCUGCUGAAAGAAGUUACUGAAUACCAAUUGCAUGAAAAAAGGUAAUAAAGUGUACCAAUGCAGACUUGAUCUACUGACAGAUGAUGUGAAUGAGUUAGAUUGCCAACUUGUGCUACUAGAACUUAAAUACAAGAGAGGAACCGCUAUUUAUGAGAUUUUGAAUAAAAUUGACAUUCAACCAAUGUUUUACGAUAUUUCAAAUGCCUGCCAU
Mytilus trossulus (common blue mussel) is the source of this 1105-nucleotide messenger RNA. RefSeq lists its product as uncharacterized. NCBI's taxonomy places the organism in Eukaryota, Metazoa, Mollusca, Bivalvia, Mytilida, Mytilidae. The record is from RefSeq and is a predicted model, not a curated record. Bases 443 to 901 code for a protein of 152 amino acids. The transcript has 6 exons.